Messenger RNA from Gambusia affinis (western mosquitofish), 5820 nucleotides. It is a transcript of the gene mast3b, whose product is annotated as microtubule associated serine/threonine kinase 3b. Lineage: Eukaryota; Metazoa; Chordata; Actinopteri; Cyprinodontiformes; Poeciliidae. The record is from RefSeq and is a predicted model, not a curated record. Gene Ontology annotation, biological process: intracellular signal transduction; peptidyl-serine phosphorylation. Gene Ontology annotation, molecular function: ATP binding; magnesium ion binding; protein serine/threonine kinase activity. The transcript has 27 exons. The coding region runs from base 429 to 4817 and encodes 1462 amino acids.
GCACCUGAACGCAUCAACAGACUCCAGCUUCCUCACACUGACGCACACGCAGCUAGCGGCUGCUCUGCCAAAAACUAUUGUGUGUACCAUUGUUGUUGUUGUCGUCAGACGGUCUUACGCAUACUUGACCACCUGCCAUGGAUUGGGCUUUCCGGACUGAGGGCUGCUGUGGGACAGUAGACCAGAGGAUGUGAAGGACAGCAGCUCCGUAGCCAUUGGGACCGAACAGCACGCGGCAGACAGAAUGAAUACAAAAGGAAUCCCAGAGAAGAAAAUACGAUGGUGGAGACAGCAGCAGCAGUAGCGGCGGGAGGAGGAGGGGAAGAAGCGGCUUUCACAUCCACCAGAGUUACAGUUUUGUAAAAGAAAAAAGAAAAAUCUCUCGUUAAGUUGAAGACAGGGUUAUUUCGCUGGAAAAUCUUUUCAGGAUGUCGGAUCCGAGUCACUGUUCUGCGGUUCCGAGCCAGAACAAAUCCCGUUUUGUUCCUGUUUCGCUGCUGAAACGAUCCAAAAGCUGUCGCAGCAGCAACAGGAAGAGUCUCGGCGUCGGGACGCCCUCACCCACGCUGUCACGGCCUCUUUCCCCACUCUCACUCCACACAGCUGUGAGCAGCCCUCUAGACAGCCCUCGAAAUGUGUCGACCAGUGCCUGCCUCAACUUUCCAUUUGCCCGAAGUCAUUUGGCUCGUGCUGAAAGAGCUGAGGGCCGACGAUGGUCUCUGGCUUCCCUCCCUUCAUCCGGCUAUGGAACCAAUCCGCCGAGCUCCACUGUCUCGUCAUCCUCAUCCUCCCAGGAGCGUCUUCAUCAGCUUCCUUACCAGCCAACCCAAGAUGAGCUUCACUUCCUUUUCAAGCACUUCCGCAGCACAGACAGCAUUACUGACGAGGAUGGACGGCCCUCACCGGUCAUACGACCUCGGUCAAGGAGCCUCAGUCCCGGGCGAUCCACCGUCUCCUUUGAUAACGAGAUAGUCAUGAUGAACCAUGUUUACCGAGAACGUUUUCCAAGGGCCACAGCCCAGAUGGAGGAGCGCUUGUUGGAGAUUGUCACCCAUUACUCUCCAGACAGCUCCCUCCGGUUGGCUGAUGGCGUGCUGGGCUUCAUCCAGCACCAGUUGGUCGAGCUGGUCAGAGACUGUCUGGACAAGUCUCAGAAAGGCCUGGUUACUUCCCGCUAUUUCGCCGAGCUGCAGGAGAAGCUGGAAAAGCUGCUGCACGAGGCCUUUGAACGCUCUGAAAGUGAGGAGGUAACCGUCAUCACCCAGCUGGUGCGGAAGAUCCUCAUCAUAAUCUCUCGGCCGGCUCGUCUCCUUGAAUGCCUGGAGUUUGACCCAGAAGAGUUUUAUCACCUGCUUGAGGCAGCAGAGGGUCACGCCAAAGUGGGCCAGGGGAUCAAGACAGACAUCCCACGGUACAUCAUCAGCCAACUGGGUCUGACCCGAGACCUGCUGGAAGACAUGGUGCAGCUUGAACAUGACGCCAGUCCUUCAGUGUCAGUAGAGCCAGAUCCUGCAGUAGAGAAUAAAACCCCGCAGCCACUAACUCCAACCCGAAGGAAACCUCUGGAGAGUGAUUUUGAGACCAUCAAACUCAUCAGUAAUGGAGCUUAUGGGGCAGUAUAUUUGGUCCGCCACAAAGAGACACGGCAGCGGUUUGCCAUGAAGAAGAUAAACCGCCAGAACCUAGUGCUGAGGAACCAGAUCCAGCAGGCGUUUGUGGAGCGGGACAUCCUGACUUUUGCUGAGAACCCCUUCGUUGUCUCCAUGUUCUGCUCUUUUGAGACACGGCGCCACCUCUGCAUGGUCAUGGAGUACGUAGAAGGUGGAGAUUGUGCCAACUUGCUGAAGAAUAUGGGCCCCCUACCUGUAGAAAUGUCAAGAAUGUACUUUGCUGAGACAGUCCUGGCGCUCGAAUACCUUCACAACUAUGGCAUUGUGCACCGAGAUCUUAAACCUGACAAUUUGUUGAUCACAUCCAUGGGCCACAUUAAGUUAACCGACUUUGGACUGUCUAAAAUCGGCUUGAUGAACAUGACCACCAACCUGUAUGAGGGUCACAUAGAAAAGGACACGAGGGAAUUUGUAGACAAACAGGUGUGCGGCACUCCCGAGUACAUCGCUCCAGAGGUGAUCCUCAGACAGGGCUACGGAAAGCCGGUGGACUGGUGGGCGAUGGGGAUCAUCCUGUACGAGUUCCUGGUUGGCUGCGUUCCAUUUUUUGGAGACACAACUGAAGAGCUUUUUGGGCAGGUCGUCAGUGAUGAAAUCAUUUGGCCAGAAGGAGACGAUGCCUUACCUGCUGAUGCUCAGGACCUAAUCACCCGCCUGCUGUGGCAGAGCCCUUUAGAACGACUGGGAACAGGUGGCACCUCAGAGGUCAAGCAGCAUCCUUUCUUUGUGGGUUUGGACUGGAAUGGACUCCUCAGACAAAAAGCAGAGUUCAUUCCUCAGCUGGAAGCAGAAGAUGACACCAGCUACUUUGACACUCGUUCUGAUCGCUACCAUCAUUUGGCGUCUGAUGAAGAUGAAGAAACUAAUGAUGAAGAGUCAUCUUUGGAAAUCAGGCAGUUUUCCUCUUGGUCUCAUCGUUUCAGUAAGGUUUACAGCAGCACAGAACAUCUGGCAACACCAUCCAACCUGAGCUUCUCUUCAGACCGCAGCCACAGCGAAGAGAAGGAGGACCGUGGUGAUGUCGGGGGGCUGAGUCUGUCCCUGAGCCCAGCAGAUGGCUGUUUCGAUAGCAGACACUCUGCACGCAUGGCCAGCCUUCGCCCUCGGGCGUCCUCCAGUUCCUCACAGUCUGAAAGGAGCGCAAGUCCUCUGGUGAUGAGCAGCACCCACAGCCUGGAAACAAUGCCCCGCUUCGCCCUCUCCACCGACGAUGAGGCUGAAGUGGUGGUGUCAAACCUCCGGAGGAUCCGGAUUCGCAGCAACAGCACUGGAGCCAAACACUCGUCCCCCAAGGAUCCAGCUGGUCCCCGACGCUUCGGCAACCAGCUGGAGACACCGGACAGACAGAGGCUUCCCUGCGGAGGAAAGGUUCCCAAGUCAGCAUCUGUCUCAGCCCUGUCCCUCAUCAUCACUGCAGAUGACUCACCAAGUGGUCUCCAGCCCAGUCCCAUUUCCCCACGUUCGCUGUCUUCCAACCCCUCCUCUCGUGACUCGUCGCCUAACAGAGACUUUUCCUUCAGCACCGCCAGCUUAAAGCCUCCGAUUAUCAUCCACACGUCAGGGAAGAAGUACGGCUUCACCCUGCAGGCCAUCCGGGUUUACAUGGGUGACAGCGACGUCUACACUGUCCAUCAUAUGGUGUCGAGUGUGGAGGAGGGCAGCCCGGCUCACCAGGCAGGUCUCCGCACCGGAGACCUCAUCACCCACGUGAAUGGAGAGUCUGUGCAAGGCCUGGUCCACCCAGAGCUGAUAGAGCUGCUGCUGAAGAGUGGCAACAAAGUGGCUCUGCAGACCAUAGCCUUGGAGAACACAUCAAUCAAAGUGGGUCCAGCCAGGAAGACCAAACACAAAGGCAAGAUGGCCCGACGCAGCAAGAAGAGCAGAAAAAGAGAUAAUUACGACAGACGACGGACCAUCCUAAAGAAGCUGUCCAAGCAGAGCACGGUGAUGCACAGCAGCCGGAGCUUCUCCUCAGGUCUUCAUCAUUCCGUUUCCUCCAGUGAGAGCCUCCCAGGCUCCCCGACACACAGCUUGUCCCCCGGCCCCUCUACACCCUGCAGGAGUCCAGCACCAGAUCAUCAGGGCUGUGACAACUCUCCCCAGAGUACGUCUCCUUGCUCCAGUUCUCCCAGUUCUCCUGCUACACACAUUCGGCCCAACUCUCUGCACGGCCUUGGCUCCAAGCUCAGCACGCAGCGCUUCACCAAGGUGGGCCGUCGGAAGUCCACCAGCAACAUCCCACCCUCUCCUCUGGCCUGCAACUCUUCCUCGUCCUCCAACCAGCCUCUGUCCCCACAGCGCUCGCCGUCCCCUCUGCCAGGCUUUGCCAAAACUCUCCACACCUUUCACGGUAAAACCUUAUCGCCUCCCACCAUUGUCCGGCAUGUUGUCCGGCCCCGCAGCGCAGAGCCCCCUCGCUCCCCGUUACUCAAACGGGUGCAGUCAGCGGAGAAACUGUCUGGCCUCUACCACGCCGAUAAGAAGUCGUACGCCCCCCGCAGGCACACGCUGGAGGUGCCGUUUUAUUGCGAGGGUGACCUGCUAGGCGACUCUGAGGUAGAGGGGAGCUGUGGAAGCUUUUACAUCGGAGCAGACCACAGCAGACUGGGAGCCUAUGGGGGCGGUCAAAGGACGGAGCGAUCGGAGCAGCUGGUCGUGAUGCGCAAACUCAACCUGUCUGAGCGACGGGACUCCUUCAAAAAGCAGGAGGCAGUGCAGGAGGUGAGCUUCGACGAGCCCGAGGAGAAAAGCAGCAGCAGCUUGGUGACGGGAAUUGCCGCAUCUCCAGGACUCCAAACAAGACCCCUGCAGCAGCAGAAGCACAGGAUGACGUGGAUGUCUAGUCGGCCGCAGAGCAGAGAGGAAGUGGAGCUGGAAGUGCCAGUGGUCAGGAGAUUCACCCUGGUCCCUCAGAUCGCUGUGCAGGGUUCAACAGAGAGCGAGGAGCAGGAUGAGUGGGAGCCCUGCUCAGACGGAGAGGAUGGAAAUGAAGAGCCCGAGGUGGAGAUUGCUCCGUCCCAGCAGCAACAAUCAGAGCAUCCUGCGUCUGAUCAGUCUCAGUCAGCGGGAGACGCUUCCUCAGCUCAUCAGCCCCAGAGCGCAGAGAGCAGUGAGGAAACUCAGCAAAAAGAAAACUCCAAAAAGUGACGCUUUAUCGCUUUAUGGGGAACUUUGAAGGAAGCUGAGCUGUUUCCGCUUAAACCCAAAUGAACUAAACUCACGGAAGAAGCUCCUACUUGAAUUUUGUAUGGGAAAAAUUUGCAGACUUUCUGGUUGUAUUUAUUGUGUUUGUAAGAAGAAGAGGGACGAGGAAAGGUUCUCAUCGUCUGAACAGCCAAGGUUAAAGCUUUUUGUAUCCAUAAAAUGUGCUUUUAUGUUUUUGGAAUGGUUUUCUGUUUUAUAAAAAUGUCUAUUUUUUAAUGAAAUUGUGGUGGUAUCGAGGUAAUGCUGGAUAAUUGUAGGACCAAAUGGAGUGAGAAGUCAUUAUAAAAAUUAGGAUUAGUUUUUUUUCCCCUCUGAGUGUUUGGAUUUGAAAGCUUUAGAUGUACUGAUGACUAUUAGUCAUUUAUUCACACUGCAAGGUACAUGAUUGAUUCAUAAUUUCAGCCACAGAACACAAUAUUCUUGGACUUUGUUGCUUGGCCUCUGCAUUUUGUGGCUUUAUAGCAUUUUAUUUUAUUUUAAAAUUGAUUAUUUGUCUUUCUUGCAAAGCUCUGUUUUUUUUUGUUUUUUUUUUCAUUCAGAUUCAACCAAUCAGAGCGGAGCAGUGUCUCAAAUCCCACUAAGACUCCAUCUGGGUGAAACUUUGAAGUGCAAUCUGUUGUGAAGACUAAAAGAUCCGUAGAGUUUGAAGUGCCAUGAUAUCAGAGCACCAUCCUCCUAAGCCAUAUCUCUGAUGCUAAAACCAACAACUCUACAUGAAGCAUUUUUAAAGCAACUCUUCCCUACUGGCAUCCCAAUCUUCAAAUAGGACAAUCAUGAAGAUGUGUAUAUUGCGGCUUUUCCAAGUGCGACAUUGGUUUGUGUCACGCUGCAACGUCUUGCUGAGCGGCCAAAUUGGAAGAGUUUUAUAGAAAGCGGGAUUGUUUUUUGCUUAUUUAAAUCCUCAUUGUGUUUAUCUUAUAAUAGUUUUUACCUACUAUCUCAAUUU